UUGCAGUGACCCUGCUGCGCUCUGCCCCAGCCUGUGACAGAGCUGCUCGCACCAUGUGGAGGACGCUCAUCUCCUCCAGAGGGACUAAGGAGCCGGUGCUGCAGAUCCUCUUCCGUGCGCUGGAAUUCUGGCCAGCGCACAGGACACGCACCUCUGAUGGGGAUGAGAGAGAUGUCUUUGCCCUGGCUGCAACUGUGGCACUCUGGGAGAUUCUCCAGCUGCACUGGUGCCCAGGUGGAGUGAAGAACAAUUUCCCCCGCCUCCUUCUGACUCUGCUCUUCCAAGUUUUCAUCAGCACAGAGGAGAUGUCAGAGGAGGUCGAGACCUUCUGGGGGCGAUGCCGGGAGCAGCGCAGCCUUCCCCCCAACCCCAACAGGUUUGCAGUGCAGACCGUGAAAGCCCUGCUGCGCCAGCUGCUGGAUGAGGAUGUGUUGAUGGUGAUCGAUCGCAAGUGUGGCUGGGACACACUCCUCAAGGCUGACACCCACCACUAUGCAGUGGGUCUGCUGGCCAGGGAGCUGUGCCGUGUCUCCCGCUCCUUCUGCUGCAGCAUCGCCGUCAGCCUGCUCCCGCGGCUCAGCAGGGAAGAGCCCCUGUGGGAACUGCCUGCCCUGGCGUUCCUGGUGGAGGUGAGCCUGAUGGCGAGCGCUGCCUGGCCCAGCUGCCUCCCCCUCUCUGCCCUCUCACAGCCGCAGCCGCCUGGGACGGUGCCUGCACCUUGUUCUGCUGCCUGGGCCCAGCCCCGUGCGGGUCCGGGCUCCUGCCGGCCGGGCACCCCGUCACUGCUCCCUGCCUUUCAGAUGCUGCACUGCCUGAACCCCAGACAAUGUGGGCUCAGCGUCCUGCAGAUUAUUUCAAGGCGCCUGCGCAGUGAGUGCCCCGAGAGGCGUCACCUGGCGCUCCGAGGCCUGGUGGUGAUCAGCAAGGCUCCCGCACUGGCUAAGAGCAUCUGGAGCCUGAAUGAAAGCCUCCUGGAGCUACUGCAGGAUGCAGACAGAGACGUGGUUCAGAUGACCCUCUCUGCAUUCAUCAAUGUGCUGCACUUGAAAAUCAUCCAAAUAUCCAGCCCCACUGCCCUGAAGAUGCUUGAGGCGCUGCGACCACUCUUUGACAACGAGCACAGCCAGCUUCAGCAGCUCUCCAUGGUCCUCUUCCGGGAGGUGAUGGAAGUGACAGAGAGGAGCAAGAGCCUAAAGCCACACGUCUACCUGAGGCUGGUGCCAUUCUACUUCAACUGGCACGAUGAGAACCAGCGUGUGGCAGAGGCCUCUCGGGAAGCACUGUUUGGUGCAGCCAGGUUCCUGAAGUGGAGGGAUCUUGAGCACUUGGUGACCAUGGAGCAGCCGUGGAAGUUUGGCGAGUGCCUGCUGGAAAAGGACAGGAGCUGA
Neopelma chrysocephalum (saffron-crested tyrant-manakin) is the source of this 1388-nucleotide messenger RNA. RefSeq lists its product as uncharacterized. NCBI's taxonomy places the organism in Eukaryota, Metazoa, Chordata, Aves, Passeriformes, Pipridae. Bases 54 to 1388 code for a protein of 444 amino acids. Gene Ontology annotation, cellular component: cytoplasm. The transcript has 9 exons. The record is from RefSeq and is a predicted model, not a curated record.